ACAAAGUACGCGAGUGUUGUAAAAUGUUUGUUGCAUUAGCAGCGCUGCUACUGCUCUGCUGCUGCUCUGCCCCAUGUGCAGCUGCCGAUGAGUUGCCACACAAAUUGCAAGAUGAUUCGAAACAUGCACAGGAGAUCCCAUCUAGUAAGCCAGAGAAUCCCAACCCGCUUCUCGCCAUUCCCAAGUGGAUAAACGAAGACUAUUUUCGUCCAAUAAUUGAAAAAGAUGUGACGGACUUUGUGAGGAUAAAGAACUUUACAUCCAUAGCAGCAACGAAAGCAGGUGACAACUUCUCCUCAAUCAUGGUGAGAGUAAUCGUUGACAUUGAGCUUAAAGAUGGCAGUGAGCAGGAAAUGUCCUACAUUCUAAAGACGGUUUUAGAGAACAGUAAAGGAGGUAGUAUGUUUCCCAGGGAAACGAAUAUGUAUCAGACCCAAAUACCCAACUUUAUCAGGCUCUAUAAGGAGGCAGGCGUGGACGUUCAACUCGGACCCAAAUGUGUCCAUAUUGAUGAAAAUCCGGAUGGUAUAACAAUCGUGAUGGAGGAUCUGAAACGACAGAAAUUUCAGAACGUUGAUCGCACCAAGGGACUCGAUAUGGAACACAUGCGUGGGGUUCUACACAAAGCGGCCGAGUUGCAUGCCGCCUCUGCGGUAACCUACGAACAAAAUGGACCCUUUAACGAGAUGUACAAUCAUACCCUGUAUAAUGAAAACCAUCGUGAAAGAUGGGAGAAAGUGCUUAAACUUCGAAAUGUGCAGUAUAUUCAGGCAAUGCGGGAAUGGCAACUUCCGGAUGUGGAGAAAUAUAUUGCAAAGGUUUUAUCUCCAAGGGAGACGUUCGAUAUUGGAAAAAGACUGUCGAAAGUCGACGAAAAUGAAUUCAAUUGCUUAAACCACGGUGAUCUAUGGUGUAACAAUGUAAUGUUUUCUGAAGAUCGCACUUUGCUUAUCGAUUUUCAACUUGUAAAAUGGGGAUCUCCUGCCCAUGAUCUUUGGUAUUUAAUAGCAUCGUCUUCCUCACUGGACAUUAAGAUCACGGAAUUUGAUCAUUUCAUUGAAAUCUAUCACACGCGUUUGGUGGAAUGCCUCAAAUUACUAAAAUAUUCCAAGCCCAUUCCCACACUGAGGGAAUUACACAUCAUGAUGCUCAAAUACGGCGAUUUGGGUAUGAUCACGGCGACUGGUAUUUUAGUGAUUGCACUUUUGCCACAUGAUAAGAAUUUCGAUAUAAAUAAUUACUAUGCCCAGGGCCCUGAAGGCGACGAUUUUCGUUAUAAAGCUUUUUCUAAUCCCUACUACGUGAAAGCUAUGCUCCAGCUAAAUCCGUUCCUCAACAACAAAGGGCUUCUAUGAAAAAACCGUCGUUAUAUUUUUUCGGAGGAUUGCAAAUAAGAGUUAUUUUUAAUUAUUAAAAUUAAU
Molecule: messenger RNA, 1421 nt
Organism: Drosophila innubila
Lineage: Eukaryota; Metazoa; Arthropoda; Insecta; Diptera; Drosophilidae
Exons: 4
Coding region: 24-1355 (443 amino acids)
Source: RefSeq, a predicted model, not a curated record